UUAUUAUUUUCCCAACUGAGUUCGGACAUAGUAAGCGUACAUAGGGUUUGUUAGUCUUGAGGAACAUGCGGGCGUGGUGGACGGUAUUGACUAUCACGGCUUGGAUGGUUCUGUUAGAGAUAAGCGAGAUAAAGAGCAAAGAGAGCUGCUAUUAUGUGACGUUUACCUAUGCUAAUUGGACAGAUGACAGACCUCGAUUUGUGGUGAACAUGACUUUCUCGAACCAAACUGGCAUCGGCUCCGUCACCACCAUUAACGAGGAGAUAGCUUCACCUGUCUCUCGCAUCCUGAUCCUCCAGCACUCCGCCCGAGAGAAACCUCGCACCAUCUAUAACGCCUCCACCAAGCUUUGCGACCUCCAGAACGUCUUCAACUCGGUGCCGCUCUUCAAGCCGGCCAAGGACAACAUGCUCAAGCAAAGUAACUACACGCUGAGCUGUCCGCUGGUCAAAGGCACCUACGCAAUGAACAACAUGCGGGUUAGCCCGAAGAACCCCCUUUUGAGUCUUCUGUACCAACCCAAGCGCUCCUUCUCAGUGAAGGGCGGAUUGUUCGAGGAGCCGACGCGGGGCGGGCGGCUGAGGCCGUUGUCCACAUAUUUCAUGGCAGGAAAGGUUGUAAAAAAGUCCUGUGGAUCCAACGAAUGAGUGGUAAAAAUAAAAAAGCGCAUCUAAAACUGUAUUUUUCGGACAGCUUAUUAGUAUACCACAAAAUGUUGACUUCCUAGUAAAGUAUGCCACACUUUUAAAAUUCA
Drosophila gunungcola (fruit fly) is the source of this 754-nucleotide messenger RNA. RefSeq lists its product as uncharacterized. The transcript is spliced from 2 exons. The record is from RefSeq and is a predicted model, not a curated record. Bases 66 to 647 code for a protein of 193 amino acids. Lineage: Eukaryota; Metazoa; Arthropoda; Insecta; Diptera; Drosophilidae.